This is a messenger RNA of Camelus dromedarius (Arabian camel), 5731 nucleotides long. RefSeq names its product putative G antigen family E member 3. NCBI's taxonomy places the organism in Eukaryota, Metazoa, Chordata, Mammalia, Artiodactyla, Camelidae. The transcript has 2 exons. The record is from RefSeq and is a predicted model, not a curated record.
AUGAACCGGAGUGAAGAAGACAAGGUGGACAACAGCAGGACAGGUGUGGGCGCAGGAAUCCUCAUAGAGGACUUCCUGGCAGUUAAGUUGGGAAAUACAAGUGGGCAUGUAAGAACAAGAUCCAAAUCUACAGGAAGAAAAGAUGAUGGAGAGUCUUCCCAGCCGGAUGGACUUCUGGUUGCUCAGCAGCCCAGGGAUAAACAACCUCAACUAGAGCAACCACCAACUGAGAGUCAAGAUAUUGUACCUGCUUAGGACAUUGAAGGUGAAGGAGCACCUGUAGCUCAAGGGCCUGAUAUGGAAGCUGAUCAACAGAAACUGGCUCUGCUGGAGGCAGUAGAUGAGCCUGGAGAUGGUCCUGAUAUCAAGGAGGAGAUCCUAGCAAGUUUAGAGCCCAUUAAAAUACCAGAAGCAGGUGGAGAAAAAUCACAGAUUUAAACCAACUGAAACUAAGCAUGCUGUCCUUAUGUUGGAAAUUUGACUGUUAACCGUCUCUCAAGAAAGUUUUACAACUUUCUUCAAGAAAAAAAAAAACCCGUAAUUAUUACAACACCCAGUAAGAUAGGCACUGUUAUCGCUGCUUAACAGAUGAGGAAACUGAGGUUCAGAGUGGCUAAAUGACUAGCAGCAUCCUGCAGCAGGUAAUGGUGGAGCUGCUUAUUUAGCCCCAAGCUUGUGCAGACUCUGGAGCUCACACUGUAACCACUCCCCUGCUCUGUGUAGAAGGGUCUGAGUGAUUGAUUGUCUUCUAGUGACUCAGUAGCUCCCAGCUCCUGUGAAGCACAUGACUCUCCUGGAACCCUAGGAGGGGUCCCUUAACCCCAGAAGGGGAGCCGUCAGUACCACAGUUGCAAAUUGUGCACAUCCACCUUUGCUCUGCAGGCAUGCUAUCGUGAGAGCAGUUACCUGAAGCCGACAACCUAGGUCGUUGAAAAGACAUGGGCUCGCAGAUUGGUGAAUGAAGAGAAUGGAAAAUUUUCAACUAAAGAAACUUCUAUGCCCUCCCCGGCUUCCUGAGCUUCUUGGGGUGUAUAACUGGCAGUUGGCUUGGCCAAGUACAUAUCAUCUUUUUCACUUAGCUCUGAGACAGUGACGUCCCUGGUGGCUUCUGCUCUGCUCUGUGGCAUCUGCUACCAUCUGUGAUGGCUACCUUCAAACUUCCUCUCCUUGCUAAGCCAGCCAGAAUUUCUCCCCUGCCAGGCCUUUAGCUUGACUAAAGCAGUUCACAGGGACGAGCGCCAGCCAUGCUAACAGCUGUUUUGUUGGUGGUUACUCUGCUCCCGUCCAGGUAUUGGGAAUUGGAUUUUUUUUCUGUUCUGUUUAAAAUUAAGCUGCUGAAUAGUAGAAAAGAAGCAAAGUCCUGGCUUGGUCUGUACUCCACUUGCCAAAGAAACUGGAUUCUUUUCUGAUUCUUGGACUGUUCACAUCACAAGCAUUUAUGCUGACCAAGCUUCCAAUGGCUGUUUCCUCCCCAAAGUGUUCUAGACUGCUAUUCCCUCACCAUAUUUCCCCUGUGGUUUGAAGCACAGGCCCUCUUAGCUGCAGGGAACAGAGAAGACAGGCCCCCAAAACUCAGGCCACAGGCAGAACAUAAAGACCACCAGUGGCUCAAACCAGCAAGGACCUAAAUACAGACCUGUAUUCACAGAGGGGUGGUCUUCCCGAGACACCACAGUUGGAACUGUUGCAAGGUGGCUUCCUGCCGUGCAUAGGGUUUUCCCCCAUCAACAAGAAGUGACCACCUAAAAGUCAUGAAAACCGGAUGUGGAGUUGGAAGGAAGGAGGUCCAUCAGUCAUUCAACAAGCAUUUCUCCUCAAAGGAGAAACUGAAAGGAUACAUGGAGGCUGAAGGCUAGUGGCUGGUUCUUCUGGUGAACUGGAGAGCGGGCAGCCCAUGUCACUAGCCCUUUUGGAGGUGGGAUCCUGACUGGCCAGCGCAGUGGGGCAUGCAGUAUCCAGUUCCCUGUGCUGGCUCAUGGUCUCCGUAAGAGAACUAGACUCCGCUCAGGCUCUAACAAGGCUGGGGGAUGUUUCUCUGGCUUCCUCAGUCACAGCCCUGUCCUACUGGGAUGGACUGAGCCCUUCAGCCGGUCAGAGCAUUUCAGCUCCUUGGCAGUAAUUUAUACUUGAAUGUAAAUCAGGACAUUUGUCUUCUUUUGUUAGAGGUGCUCUCAUCAGAAGUGGCUUAGCAUGAAUCAGGUUCCCAGAAGCGGUCACCUCAUAAAUGAACCUAGUGGGUUCUGAAUUACUGCCUGACACGUGGGCAGGCCAGACUGAAGCUGGGGCUUUCUUCUUACCUGAUCUGAUUAACCUGGGGAGAAUGCUUAACCUCUCUGAAGCCCUUUCCUAAACUGGAACAUGCCUAGGGUGGGAGGGUUAGAUGGAGUGCUUCAGUCUUUUAAAUGUUCACUGAGCACCUGCUAUGCGUCAGGCACUGUCCUAGGAACAGGGAUGCGAAAUAGUGCUCCUCUCCUCGUGGGGGUUACCUUCUGGUGAGGGGAGACGAUGAUAAACAAAACUAUAAUAUUUGGCAGUGGUAAGGGCCAUGCUUUGAGCAUUUAACCCAAAAUUAAAACUUACCUUGAAAUUCUUAGAGAGGAAAUGAACUUUCUGAGUGGUUUUUUUUUUCCCAGCUGAAUUUCAGACAGCUAUGUGGGCAUGACUGAGGAGAGCCCUCGAAAGUGGAAAGAGUUCUAGGUGGGAGAGACUCAUCACGACAGCCGGAGCGCUGGGAAGGACUGGGUGGUUCUGUCUGGAAAGGGGAUGAGAUGCUCCUGGUAUUCCUGCUUUGCCUUUUUUUUUUUUUUUUUUUGGCUUGAAAUGAAUAACAUGCAAAUGAGCACCUGGGUCUGAGUCAGUGGUGUGAGUAACCCCUCCGCAGGAUGCUGAGCCCUGAGUGUGUACACACAGCUCCCUGCUGGCUCCUCCGAAUCCCUGAGAUGCUUCUUACAGGCAGCCUCUGCACUCUGACCUCUGGCCCAUGCCACCCUACCCAGUCACAACCCUGGGUCAGGCCAGCUGCUCGCUGCACCUGCAGCCAGGGGCUGAUGAAACCGAGGUGUCCCUGCCUGCAGCAAGUACCAAGGAAACACUCCCUUCCCCGGCAGCUCCCCCUCCUCAGAGCCCUGGGACCCCUGCUCAUCGUCUAAACUGUCAGUGGCUCUCUCCUCUUACCCUUCUUCCCUCCUCUCCAUCCCCCUGUUCCAGACAACCCUCCCACUUGUGCCCACCUCCUCCCCACCCUGCUGCUCCUGGGAGCUGGCUCCUCCAUCAUCAAGUCCUGUGCCAUCCAGGCCUGUUUUUCCAUGGAUGCAUUUCAGCGUACACAACUGUCCACACUGCUGCUAUCCUGAACCCACUUUUUGGAUCCUGCCUUUCCUCAGCUCACUACUCCUUUUCGUCCCCUAGACUGUGUUUCUUAAAGGAAUAGUCUCUCCCUUCUCCCCAGAUUUCUUAAUCCACUAAAAACUAGUAUCAGCCCCAAAACUCACCUAAAACUUCCCUCAGUGGGGUCACAAUUGACUGGUUUCCUAUCUGAUGCAUAGUUGGCAGCCUGUGUCUUUACUUAAGUUCUCCAUCGUUUGCCACUGUAACACUCCCUCUUGGCCGAAGUGUUUUACUCCCAUUGGGUGUUUCCUUGCCACCCGUCUUCUGGUUCUCCUGUGACAACUGACUGUUCUCCAGUCUUCUUUGUCUGCAUUACAUUUCAUGUGCUUUGUACAGAUUCUCCAUGAUUCAACCAUCAUCUCUAUGACUAAUGACUACUAUUUCUAUGUAGUGAGUACCUGCCUCUUUUUUCAGCCACAGACCCCUGUUUCCAAUUAUUCAUCCUUCAUCUCUACAAAGAUAUCCUUAGGGUACCUCAGUUUAUAAAACCAAGCUCAGUGUUUUGCCCUUGUACCAAACCUGCUCUUUCUGUGCUUCCUCAUUUCAUAAAGGUACCACCACCCAGACUAGAAACCCCAGAGCCAUUCUCCUCUUCCUCACUAGUGCCACCAACUCACAUCAAUUCCAGCUUCUCAGUAAACCCACAUGUUGUUCACCUCAUUUUAUCCCACCCACAACUACCAUGGUUCAGGGCGCUCUUAUUUGUCCCUGGGGCAGUUGUAACAGCCUCUUAAAAGGUCCCGCAGUCUCUGAUUUCCGGCCCAUCCCCCAUGUGACUGCCAGUAUGAUCUCUCUAAUAUGCAAAUAAGGUCAUCUAGUCCCAGUGCUUAAACCCUUCCACAGCCCCCACUGCCCACAGUCAAGGCUGAAUUUUUGAGUGAAGCCCACGAGGUCCUCGAUGUACUGGAGCCAGCCCAAGUCCCUGGCCUCCUGUCCAGCUCCACACAGCCAGCCCUGAACCCACUUUGCUAUUUUACACCCUUGGGCAAUGCACUGGUGCUUUCUUCUGCCCGUGAUCACAUUUCUUCUUCCUGUCAUUCUUCAAGACCCUUUCACAUGUCUGCUUUGUGAAGACUUUGUGUGCGUUCCCCCUCCCCUACUCUGUGUUCUGUAAAGGAAAGCCCUGCUGUACUCUCUUUAUGCUAGUGAUGGGGGGCAGUGGUUGGUUUAUGUCUGUUCCCUGUAGUAGACAGUGAGUUCCUUGUGGCUCGAGCCAUAGCCUACUCAUCUGGUUCUCCCCCAGGCCCUCCCUGAGUGCUGGGCACGUGGGUGGUGAUCUUCAGACGCAGUAAACAGAGAAGCCAGGUAGUGUGAGAGUGAAAUCGCUUGUGGGGCUGCCUCCCUUCCCCACUGGACUGUGAGCGCUUGGCAGGCUGGGACCGCACCCGCUUCUUGCUUAUGUGCCAUUCCCAGUACAUAUUACUGAGUCUGGACUCGGGUUUACUCAAACUUUCUACCAGAAACCCCCUCCCAACGCAGAGGCAUGAGGACAUCUAACUAGAACAAGGCUCCUUCUGAAAACCUUCCCUUCAACUUGGCUUACCCUGAUCCGACCUUCACCUCAACCUGCCUUUUCCCUCUUGCCCCAGAAGGAAGUUUCAGAAGGAAGUCCGGGGCCAUAAAGCAGAUCUCAUAAAACCUCACAGGGGUUCGAACUCCAUGCGGCUAAAACCAGAACACACCUCUGAGCCCUGCCCAACUGGCUUUUGGUACUUUUAUCGAAAUGGUGACCACAUUUCUGGAAUCCACACAAGGAAACACACGCUUUUAGCUGAUAAAGAAAAGAAAAACAGUUCCUGUCUACUGACCGUGUCAUUUAUCAGACACAGGGUGUGGGGGUUUACAGAUAUGUCACCCGUGCCCCCUCCCCAGCCCUGGGAGGACACUACGCCCUCUUCCCGCCUUACCUGUGGAGGAAAGGAGGCACAGACAGGGUGGGGCUGGAGUGCAAACCCUCCUCUGUCUGACUCUGCUGUCAGGCCGUGAUGGGUGCCACCGUCAGGGGCACAAGGCUGUCUGGGUUGUGUCCUGGGGAAUCAAAUAGGAGAAUGUUGGGGAUUUGAAUGGUUUCUGAGGACGGAAAUUUUGAAUUGCAGAUUUCUGAAUUUUGUAGGAUGUUGGGAAGCCAUUAUCUCAGAAUAUGGGGGCUAGAUGUUACAGGGAGAGGCCAGUUUCCAGCUACAACCAGGCAGCCCUCCAGAGGCUGGCCCACCUCUCCGGAACCUGCAGCCCCUGAUCGGCACAAGGAGGUCUAGGCGUGCUUCCAGGUCCCGGUGCUAUGUAUUCAUAUGUAUAGUCUAUUUGUGCUCUAUUAGUGCACACAUCAAAUAAACAUGUAGCAUAU